AUGGUGAACACAACCCGAAAGGAUUGGUCGAGAAAAUUGAAUGAUACUUUAUGGGCUUGCCGUAUGGCUUAUAAGACUGCAAUAGGCAUGUCUCCUUAUAGACUUGUUUAUGGGAAGCCUUGCCAUCUUUCGGUUAAGCUAGAACAUAAGGCUUUAUGGGCAAUUAAAAAGCUUAAUCCUGACCUUGAUAAGGCUGGUGAGAACCGUUUACUCCAAUUGAAUGAGUUAGAGGAGUUGAGACAUAAUGCCUAUGACAAUGCUAAACUCUAUAAAGAAAUGACGAAAGCUUUUCAUGAUAAACACAUUGUGAAGAAGUCCUUUGAGCCCGGACAAAAGGUAUGGCUCUUCAACUCUAGGCUCAAAUUCUUUCCCAGAAAGUUGCGUACUAAAUGGGAAGGCCCUUAUGAGAUCAUUUCCGUUGCUCCUCAUGGGGUGGUUGAUCAAGAGCCUAAAAGAUGGAAACACAUUCAAAGUGAAUGA
This is a messenger RNA of Cornus florida, 480 nucleotides long. RefSeq lists its product as uncharacterized. The transcript has a single exon. The coding region runs from base 1 to 480 and encodes 159 amino acids. Lineage: Eukaryota; Viridiplantae; Streptophyta; Magnoliopsida; Cornales; Cornaceae. Gene Ontology annotation, molecular function: nucleic acid binding. The record is from RefSeq and is a predicted model, not a curated record.